UCUCGGAUCUUCAACAUUCAUUUCAACAACAAGAUGCUAUUGAUUUAAGCUCAAGCUCUGUGUUUGGUGCAAAGUCGAACAAUGUAGCUGUUGUUGCAAGCAACUUGCAGUACGGAGCAUUCCACACGGGUGCAUUGAGACAGGGUCGCAACCCAUGUUCCACAAAGGAACCACAAAUGCCACCGUGCCCCUUGCGAACCAGCAUGCUGAGAGCCAACAAACCGAAGAUACUUCCACAGAUAUUGACACUGAUGAUAAAAACCAAUGUUUCUCGACGGUGUCAUGGUGCAAUGGAGUUCGGGAUGGAGGGCUUGUAGUUGUGGACUCACAGGACCAAAGUAAGACUAAGGUUAAAGCUGGUGAUCACAAGACUCUUCGCAGGUUGGCUCAGAAUCGAGAGGCUGCAAGGAAGAGUAGGCUAAGGAAAAAGGCAUAUGUGCAGCAAUUGGAGAACAGUCGACUUAGACUUGCACAAUUAGAGCAAGAGGUUCAACGUGCACGUCAACAGGGUGCAUUUGUUGCAACUGGAAUCACGGGGGAUCGUGGUCAUUCAGUUGUUGGAAAUGGUGCGUUAGCAUUUGACAUGGACUAUGCCCGAUGGGUUGACGAACAUCAACGGCUGAUCAAUGACAUAAGAUUAGCUAUAAAUUCUCAAAUGGGUGAUAAUGAACUGCAUCUUCUUGUUGACGGAGUCAUGGCACAUUAUGAUGAAUUAUAUAGGUUAAAGAGCAUAGGAGCAAAGGCUGAUGUAUUUCACAUACUUUCUGGGAUGUGGAUGACACCUGCAGAAAGAUGCUUCAUAUGGCUUGGAGGAUUUCGUUCAUCUGAAAUUCUCAAGAUAGUUAGAAACCAACUUGAGCCGUUAACCGAUCAACAGCUGAUGGGCAUUUACAAUCUGCAGCAGUCUUCCCAGCAGGCUGAGGAUGCUUUAUCACAAGGCAUGGAAGCAUUGCAACAAUCUCUUUCAGAGACACUUUCCUCCACCUCUCUAGGACCUGCAGGUUCUGGAAAUGUUGCCGAGUACAUGGGCCAGAUGGCAAUUGCAUUAGGCAAGCUUGCCACACUAGAGAGUUUUGUUCAUCAGGCUGACCUCUUGAGGCAACAAACACUGCAGCAACUGCGACGAAUUUUGACCACACUCCAAGCGGCUCGUGCUCUCCUUGUCAUAAAUGAUUAUGUCUCACGACUUCGAGCUCUUAAUUCAUUAUGGUUAGCGUGUCCUAAAGAGUACUAGAAUUGACAACACAUGUAUCUAUCUAUGGAGCACUCCUAAUGUGUAGGAACUCA
Molecule: messenger RNA, 1287 nt
Organism: Abrus precatorius (Indian licorice)
Lineage: Eukaryota; Viridiplantae; Streptophyta; Magnoliopsida; Fabales; Fabaceae
Product: transcription factor TGA2.2-like
Exons: 10
Coding region: 155-1234 (359 amino acids)
Biological process (GO): regulation of DNA-templated transcription; DNA-templated transcription
Molecular function (GO): sequence-specific DNA binding; DNA-binding transcription factor activity
Source: RefSeq, a predicted model, not a curated record